Scylla paramamosain (green mud crab) is the source of this 1175-nucleotide messenger RNA. RefSeq lists its product as uncharacterized. Bases 387 to 785 code for a protein of 132 amino acids. The transcript has 3 exons. The record is from RefSeq and is a predicted model, not a curated record. NCBI's taxonomy places the organism in Eukaryota, Metazoa, Arthropoda, Malacostraca, Decapoda, Portunidae.
GGUUGCAUUCCAGCUAAUGGACAUAUUUUUAAUGUUCGGAGCCCCUCAAAUUCUUCAGAGUGAUAAUGGUAGUGAAUUUACAGCAUUGGUAAUUUCGGAACUCAAACUUCUUUGGCCUGACCUGUUGAUCGUUCAUGGUAAACCAAGGCAUCCACAGAGCCAGGGAUCAGUUGAACGCCUUAACUGUGAUAUAAAAGACAUGCUUAUUUCAUGGUUAGGGGAUAAUGAUACAAGUGACUGGCCCAUGGGCCUCAGGUUUGUGCAGUUCCAAAAGAACACCAGCUACCAUUCCGGAAUCAAACAAUCCCCAUACAAAGCACUCUUUGGUGUUGAGGCCAGAGUAGGUCUACGCUCAACUGCACUUCCAGAAGAAGUUUUGAAGACAAAUGAUCACCGAAGAGGAUUUACUUGGAGCUUACAGUUUCCCCUCUGACUCUCCUCGUCCAGACGAAUCACCCGAUUCACCUGAAUGCUCUGCUCCUCCAAAUGACUCGCCAAAGGACUUCGCUCAGCCAGAUGGCUCAUCAGAGGCCUCUAACUCUCAUCGUCCAGACGAAUCACCCGAUUCACCUGAAUGCUCUGCUCCUCCAAAUGACUCGCCAGAGGACUUCGCUCAGCUAGAUGGUUCAUCAGAGGGCUCUGCAUCAUCCAGACAGUCCACCCUAUGGUCAGAAUCCUCAAGGAAAACUCAUAAGCUUCAAGAAGACAUAGCACUUCAACGGUCCAGAGCAGCAGCUGGGCCAGUUAGCUCAAGACUGAGCGCAUGGUCAAACGUAGUCGUUUAGAACAUGCCCCAGGUAAUCCAGGAGAUAACGUGACAAUUCCCAUCCCAUUAGUUGAUCGAGGGAAAGGUGAUCCACGAAAUGUUAUCGGGGUUAUUUUAGAUCGUAAUGAAAAUGACAUGUAUCGAAUAGGCGUGAGAGAUGGAAUACUCAAGGGGCGCUAUAGUAGGAGCCAAUUCGAUAUUUGCAGCCAGCAACUGUAUAGUAUUGGUGAAGUAAGUGCAGACAAGGAAAUAGGACUUCGUCAGGCAGUACAGCAAUCGUCUAGGUUUGGUGGUCAAGGUUAUGCUAAGUGCAACUGUACUGUAGGCAAGAAACAGUGUCAAACAAAAUCGCUGUAAAUGUUACAAAGAAGGUUACAAGUGCAAUAGUCGGUGCCACUCUAGCUUAACU